ACACCCACGCGCCACGGCGGAUUUAUUUAAUUAAAACAAUAAUUAGAUGUCACUUAUUACUCUCUGCUCUUAUCUAAUAGUGUCAUUACCGCUCGCUAAUUGGAUGAUUAAAUCUUUAUUUACUACAUUCACCAAGAACUCCACACGCUGAGUUCAUAUUGGACACAAGUUUCCUGAAAAGGUUUUGUAUGAUUAUUGGACUACUAAAAGAUGCGAAGGAACGUUCCAGCUUAUAGUGGGGAAGAGGAGGAAAAUAAAAUUAUUUAUGUUAAUCCUUCUUCAAUCUUCCAUGAAAAUAACAAACUUAUAUUCUUUAAAAUUAUUUAUGUUAAUCCUUCUUCAAUCUUUAGCAACAAAUGCUUCUGAAGAACAAACUUAUAUUCUUUCAAAUUCAAUGCUUUGUUUCUUUAUAUCCUCUGUCGGAAACUGCAGGUAAGUUAACUCUCACUGAAAACAUGAAUAAAUUAUGAUGGGAAAGCUUGUUGUCUUUGUUUCUCUGUAAUAACUUGAGACUGAUUCUUGAAACAAUGUGUCAUUAUAUCAUUCUUUGGCAUAAUGUUCUUGGUACCACCAGCUAAUGUGCAUACAAUGUUGUGUGUUUCAGGAGUUGUGGGCGGGUUAAGCUACCGCAUUUCUACUGUUGCAUAUGGUGAGCGAGCAAAUACCUGAUGAGCAAUCCAAUCCGAACUACUGAUUAGUUUUCCAAAGAGAGUGAGAAUCAUAGGCUGUUCUUAAUGUAGAGGACCUCAAAGGUAAUUAUAAUGUAGAUUAAAUACUGAAUUGUCUUCUUCUUCAACCAAUUUAAAAGGUUUUGUAAAAAAAAACUUGUAAACUUUAGCUACGGUAAUGCAACUUGUGAUGCCAGUUGGCAAUAUGACAUGGGCCCCACAGUGGAGCUUACAAAGCAACACGUGUCAUGCUUACCUGGCAAAAGAACUACAUUUUACACACGUGGCACGCUUAGUUGGCGAAAAGAAUGGUUAUGAUUUUGCUUCCUUCCUUCCUUCCUUCCUUCACGGGUUACGACGGCAACAAAGCAUUUUUCGAAGCUCUUUACGCGUGAAUCCUGUUUCUGCCUGCACACUCUGAGAGGAGGAGAUUCCAAAUUUCUCUCAUUCCUUCCUUCCUUCCGUGACGACGGUUUCAUGUAAAACGCAGCGUUUUCAUUCCGUGUUUGUUUAUGAUUACGAAAGCUAAUCCCCCAUAAUCUGGGUUAAGCUCCAAAAACAUCAAACAAACAAACAAACCAUGGACACUGGAGGAUUCUCCCGCACGAAUCACGAACCCUCACCGUCCGAUGAUCAUCAAUUCCACUCGAUGAACGCGCUCGAGAUUCUACGAGAAACCGUACGGAUCCUCCGCUACAACCUCGCCGCGUUCACGCUAACCUUACUCCUCCUGAUCUGCCCCGUCUCCGCCAUCCUCCUCCCCAACCUCCUCGUCGAUCAAUCAGUCGUCAAUUCCCUCACCAUCCGCCUCCUCCUCCUCGCCAAAUCCAGCGGCUUACCGUUACUUCCCUUCGUUCGAAACUCGUGCCAGAAAUUCUCCGAAACCGCCGUCUCCUCCGCCGCCUGCUUCCCUCUCUUCGUCACUCUCUCGCUUCUAUCCAGAGCCGCCGUCGUCUACUCCGUCGAUUGCACUUACUCCAGGAGGAAAGUCGUGGCGACUAAGUUCGUUGUGAUCAUGCAGAGACUCUGGAAACGUCUCGUCUUCACUUACCUUUGGGUUUGCGUCGUGAUCGUCGUCUGUCUCACUUCCUUCUGCGUCUUCCUCGUUGCUGUUUGCAGCUCCUUCUUCGUUCUCGGCUUCUCUCCUGAUUUUAACGCAUACGGAGCUAUAUUAAUCGGUUUGGGGUUCUCUGUGGUGUUCGCGAAUGUGAUUAUAAUCUGCAAUACCACGAUUGUGAUUUCAAUUUUGGAAGAUGUAUCCGGUCCAAGGGCGUUGGUGAGAGCGAAUGAUUUGAUAAAAGGGCAGACGCAAGUGGGGUUGUUGAUUUUUUUGGGGUCGACGAUAGGGUUGACGUUUGUGGAGGGGCUGUUUGAGCAUAGGGUGAAGAUUUUGAGCUACGGAGAUGGGUCUUCGAGGAUUUGGGAAGGUCCGCUGCUUGUGGUGAUGUAUUCGUUUGUGGUGCUUAUUGAUACGAUGAUGAGUGCUGUUUUCUAUUUUAGUUGCCGGUCUUAUAGUAUGGAAGCUGUGGAGGCUCUUGAGGCUUCUGGAGGUGGGACUCAGCCCAUUAUGGAGAUGGUGUCUCAAGAUUUGUCUCUUCUAUAAGAGUGUGUCUUUUCGGAUUUUCUCACACAUUUAGUUUCGUUCUGUUUUCUUGGUUUCUAUACACAAAGAGAGGGAGAGUAAAGCAUACUCCAAUGAUCAUUGGUUUCAGGAGUUUUGGGCGAGUUAAGGUGCCUCAUUUCUACUGUUGCAGGGGUGCGAGCGCAAUACCUGAUCAGCAAACAAUUCUCACAUUUUGGGUAGAACUUACGAUGUGAACAAGUUUUUGUUGGAUUUGGAUCUCAAGAGGGUGGAAAUAUCAGACAUUGUUUUUAGUGGGAUGACUCAAAGGAUACGUUGUAGGCUUAGUUGACUCUGUUUUGGCAUAAAUCAUUUGGAUUUCUCCUGCAGAAUCAAUAUGAUAUUUCCUUUGUUUGAACUUGCAUUGGAGGUCAACUGAACCUGAGAUCCGAACUUGAACUAAAUAUCCGAACCCGAUCCAAAUAUCCGGAUGGAUGGCUGGGGUAUUUUCAGGU
Brassica rapa (field mustard) is the source of this 2744-nucleotide messenger RNA. RefSeq lists its product as uncharacterized. The record is from RefSeq and is a predicted model, not a curated record. NCBI's taxonomy places the organism in Eukaryota, Viridiplantae, Streptophyta, Magnoliopsida, Brassicales, Brassicaceae.